Molecule: messenger RNA, 1887 nt
Organism: Serendipita indica DSM 11827
Lineage: Eukaryota; Fungi; Basidiomycota; Agaricomycetes; Sebacinales; Serendipitaceae
Source: the annotation of a GenBank genome assembly
AUGAGUGCUCCUCCUAGCGACUCGUCUCCAUCCGCAGAAAUAAAUGGAAAUUCAGAAAGUGCACCUCACAGUCCUCCGCCGGACGAGAUUAGAGGCCGCAGGAGGACGCGCGAGCUAAAGGCCACUCUCCCUCUGCACGGAUAUCACUCGUUUGACUCGAUGGGCCGCAAAUUCACCGUAGAGAACCGCUGGAAACUCGUGAGGCAGAUGGGAAUCGGCGCAUUUGGUGCAGUCGUCAGCGCACAGGACACUAUAUCCGGAGAACACGUCGCGAUCAAGCAGAUUAAUCGCGUCUACGAAAAGGCAAACGCUGCUUCUCCCCAGCUUGCGAGACGUGUUUUACGCGAAAUUACUCUUCUGCGACAUUUCCAGACACACCCAAAUGUUACUGGCCUAAUAGAUUUGGACUGCCUGUCCAGGGAUUCGCAAGAGAUUUAUAUUUUCAUGGAGCCAAUGGAAGCCGAUCUGCAUCAAAUUAUUCGUUCCGGUCAAGACCUCUCCACGGAUCAUAUCGCGUACUUUACUUAUCAAAUUCUGAGUGCAAUAAACUUUAUCCAUAAAUGCAACGUAAUUCAUCGAGACCUCAAGCCGGGUAACAUCCUAGUCAACUCAACCUGCGAAGUUCGGAUAUGCGACUUUGGACUCGCUCGAGGGUUUGAAAAGUACAUGGUGGACGGGUCAGAAAAGGUCACACAAAUGACAGAAUACGUCGCUACUCGAUGGUACCGAGCACCGGAGCUCAUGCUAGGUUUUGAAAGCUAUGACGAGUCGAUCGACGUUUGGUCUGUUGGAUGCAUCUUGGGAGAGCUCUUGAGCGGAAAACCAAUCUUUCCCGGAAAGGACUAUGUCGAUCAACUCAAAUGCAUCUUUGAGUAUCUAGGAACACCAUCUGAGGCGAUAAUCAAAAGAAUAGCGAGAGGAAGGGCUCGCAAAUACGUCCGUAGCCUAGCCACCUACAAGGCAAGGCCGUUCAAGUUCGCAAAAGCAAACGACGAAGCCUUGGAUCUCCUCAAUCGGAUGUUGUGCUAUGAACCAGAACGACGGAUUACGGCCGCAGACGCCAUGGAACACCCAUGGCUGGCGGCAUUCUACGACCCAGAGGAAGAGGAGAUGAACGGAUCUCCCCAACCAUUUACUCGCUGGAAGGAGAUAGAAGGCUUGGAGACUCUCGGGCAGUUUCGUGAAGCUAUAUGGGCUGAGAUACAGGAUUACCGAUCACAAGUGCGCUCUCUGGGAGAGAACUCUGUAUCGGUGUCGCCAGUGGCUCCUCUGCAUUCCCAUGUUCCUAUCCUCGCAGAACCAAUCCCAGAGGAGGCGGAACCGGAGGAAGCACAGCAGGGGAAACUAGAAACCCAGGAGACCCUUGUUACCCAGCCAGCCGGUGCUACCGAGACUAUCUCAUUGGAACCGCCGCCAGCUGUUAUUUCUCGUCCGGAAACAUCACGCCGGUCCUCUAUCGCGUCAAUUCAACGUGAAUCCACCGGCGUUGCUAUCCCGCGCCCACGCAAGGUUUCCCAACACCCGGAUCCAUUUGCAACGUUCAGCAGGAGAUCCAGCGCCAUCUUUGGCGGACCUCAGUACUCCCCCGUCGUGUCCAGCGCUGGUGGCAAUGCUUCUCAAACGUCCAUGCUCGCAUAUUUCCCGGUUCUAGACGAGACGGACGAUCCGACGCCGUCAGUCGCUGUCCCCGUGCGAUCUAGAAUGCCGUCCAUGGCCGAUGGCAGCCACUUUAGACAUCUCAGAACACUGUCUACCGUCUCUAUUCACGAGAAUGGGGCACGUCCCGGUGGGCUUUCAGCCGUGGCACCUAUUGGCAGGUUCAUUGGUGCUCAGAAGACCGGUGGUGCCGAUGCUCCUCCAUCAAGCCCGCCAUCUGAACUACGUUAA